GCAUAUGAAGACCAAAUCAAACAGUGGUUCAGAAAGUAUGGCCAGACUGGCCAAGUCACAGAGACCACCCAGUUUCCACUUUGUCCUGGUAGUGCCAUGAUAUGCUCAGGCAAAUGUUUCAAAUGCGGCACACAUGGACAUAGAUCUGUGGAAUGCCCAAUCCCAGAAAUGUCGCAACUCCCAAUCCAGGAGAGAAUCUGGAGGAGUUUAGCAGCAAGAGCGUUAGGUGGAUUUAAUCGUGCAAACGCUGUACAGAUCAAUGUAGUGUUCGAAGAGGAGUAUGAAUGGGACCAGGGAAAAGGACCAGGGUUGUCAGUGUAG
Molecule: messenger RNA, 321 nt
Organism: Suillus subaureus
Lineage: Eukaryota; Fungi; Basidiomycota; Agaricomycetes; Boletales; Suillaceae
Exons: 1
Molecular function (GO): zinc ion binding; nucleic acid binding
Source: RefSeq, a predicted model, not a curated record